Molecule: messenger RNA, 3329 nt
Organism: Sus scrofa (pig)
Lineage: Eukaryota; Metazoa; Chordata; Mammalia; Artiodactyla; Suidae
Source: RefSeq, a predicted model, not a curated record
UCGGGGCGGGGCCGCCGGCGCCCGGACCUUGCUGCCGGCCUUCUCGUCGGACUUCCGGCCGCGCACCUACCGCCAGGGGAGUGGCGCCCGCGACCUGCGCGGCUCGGUCAAGUUCACUCUGGCGCGCGCCCCCGCCGCCUUGGCCGCCGCGCACAACCGCACACGCAGAGUUGGCCCUGGUAGUGCUUUCUUACCACAACCCAGAAGUGCGGAGGCUGUGAGAGGGGGACGAAUGGCGGCUGAUCGGGACGGGCCAGCAAAGCCCGGCAUCUGUCACGCGAGCAGGGAUGGCUGGGCAGGUGGACAGCCGACCCCACAGAAUGGCAUCUGCUGGACUGUCACCUUGCUAGAUAAUGAGGCAUCCGCCCUGCGGGCUCAGUCAGCCUGCUGGGGGACGGACAAACCAGCAGUGCUCUCCUCUGACACCCCGAGAUACGGGACUCGCCCCGCUUCCAGCGCCCUGGCACGGCGCCCCGCGGAGCGCCGCCCCUCCUGCAGGUACCGGGCUUUCAGGGGAGAAGACGCCCUUUACUCCCCGACCUCCUGGAACCUUCUGGCCAUCCGCCUGGCCUUCAUCAUUGUGUUUGAGGUACUGGGCACCUGGGCGGGGUGGUCCCCAGCCCCUACCCCCCCUGCUCGCACCUGGAAGCUGGCGCUUCCCGCUGUCACCUGGUCAGACGCUCAGUCCUGUGGGCCCCACUCCUCCGCUGGCCUGUCUCCCGGUGUGAGGCCACCGGAGUGCUCUGGGCCUUCCCUGCGGAGUGUCCCGUGGAAGCUGGGGGUGGCUCCUGUGGCCUUGGCCCCUGCCCCUCCCAGGAGUUUCCUGUUCUGCACGGAUGAGAGCAGGGGAAGGCCACGCUGGGCACGUGUUUUGCCAAGGGGGUGCCCUCUGCCCUCGCAGUGGUGUUCUCCCUGGGCCGGGUCCUCGCCCUCCUGGUUCCCGACCCCUGGGUCUGUGGAGGUCAAGAUGAAGCGGGAGCACCCCCUGGCCAAGCAGGCGCUGGCUGAGAAGGCGGUGCGCGCCCCCCGCCCCCAGCCCCGCACAGUUCGCGCAAUCCGCUUCGUCCUGCCACCAAGGCAGACUCAUCUCGCUCCUCCUCCGCCGCCCUCUCCUGGGAACAGGCUCUUUUUGGGACAAAACGCGUGAGAGAGGACGGGCCCUUGGGCCCAGAGAUGAGGCCGCGGGCCUCCCCAGCCCCUUCCCUGAGGCGGGCCCACUGGUGGAGGGAGGCUCACCAGCCCAAGGCCACAGCCUCCCCAGGGCAAACGGGCCCCCACCUGGGAUGCUGCCCCCAGUCACUGCCCCCCACCCCUGACCUCCUGGGGCCUGGCCUCUCAGCUCUGGUCCCUCCAGCCCUCCCCCUGCCCGGGUCCGAGGCUCGGCUCCAGCUGCGCCCGUGGAUGUGGGUCCUGUCCUCACUCUGGUGCUCCCCACACCUGCUGACCCUCAAAUGGUAGUGACCCUCUCCAGGCCAGCCCUGCCCCUCCCUACCCUGCCUGCUCCCAGCACAGCCCCACCAUCAGCCCCCGACCCUGGUCACGACCCGAAGUCUGCUCACCACGCUGACCCCGCCAGGGCCUGCGCCUGCAUCUCCUCUCUGCUUGAGCCCGGCCCGGCCCCCUCCAGCCACCACCAGCAGCCCCAGGCGUCCCUUUAUCCCGUUAACCUCUUCCGGUGGCGUUGCCGGCCCCUCCCAGACUCUGCGCGCUGAAUGGAGCCCCCUCCCCGCCCCCCGGGAGCGCCCCGCGGGGAGGUCGUGGGAGCGAACUGGACUUCACCCCCUGACCAUCAGACACCUGGAGGAAAGGACAGUCCAGUAACGCUGGUGGGGCUCCUUCCAGAAGUUUCUUGGCAAGUCCUGCUUAAAACUGGGAGCAUGACAGUCCCUGCAGUUUUUGACCCUGACUGCACGUGGCACUCCCCUUCCUCAUCUUUGAAAACCACAGACUCCCAGAAACGCCGCGCCCGCCCUGCCUUCCCGAGGGGACGCUCCUCCACUGGCAGGGGCGUCCAAAGGCUCGGCAGGUUUCAGACUGCGACACACCCCGCCCACCCUCUCCCAGAGCUGCCCCCCGCACCUUUACAUCGUCCUUGGCAGCGAGGAGUGAGGCUGAGGCACGGCCGCUGGCAUUUCUCUUGGAUGUGCCACUGUGCCCGGACCAUCUGGAAGAUGUCCUCGUUUGUGGGUGGGCAGUGGGGCUGCCUGCACGAUGCCCGCCCUUAUCACCAGAUCCCCAAGUAGUUCCUUCCAGGGGGUUGCUUUUCUGUUCUUAUUGCUGUUUUUAACUCUAUUUUAUUUUUUGCUUUUCUCAAGGGCCGCACCAGCGGCACAGCACAUGGAGGUUCCCAGGCCAGGGGUCGAAUGGGCGCCACAGCCGCUGGUCUACACCACAGCUCACUGCAACGCUGGAUCCUUAGCCCACUGAGCGAGGCCAGGAAUUGAACCCACGUCCUCAAGGAUACCAGUCGGCUUCAUUUCCCCUAUGCCACAACAGGAAUUCCUAACUCCCAUUUUAAAGUAAGUUUCCCAGAAGGCUGGAACCAUGGCACCCACAGGCCCACACCACCAGCCUGUCCUGGAUGCUCCGUGAAUUAGAGCACCUGCUGAUCCACUCUGCCCGUCAGGGAAAACGCUGCCCUCAGCUCUUGUCCAGACCGCCUGGUGCCCACUGGUGCCCCCGACAGGCAGGUUUAGGAGUGGAACUGCUGGGUCACUGGGUAAACAGAUUUGUCUUUAAGCGGUGGGGGGAGCGAGGUCAGGGCACCCCCAGCAGGCACAGCAGCCCAGAGACAGGCAGCCAGCUUCACUGUGUCCUCCACUGGCCCCGCAGCACUGUGGCUCCUGUGGGGGCUGUCAACACGAGGCUGAGAGCCACAGGCAGCUGGGAGACUCACACGGAGUUUCUGGGCGUCGGGAAGACACCCCUGGUUCCACGAGGCUGAGCCCACACGCACGGCGCGAUAGGAGGAGUCUCGGAGCACUGCAUCUGGUUUCGGGUUUUAUUUUAGAAUGUAUAAAAUUCCAGUGUCACCCGUAUUCAUGAGCCUUUACACAUGUUUGCAUAUUAUCUCCAAAUUCCAAAGUUAAGGCCAAGGGAUGGAUCGCAGCUAUGGACACAGACGACGUGGAAGACAUUCGACAGGGAGGGAACGGACACGCACGCCGGUCCCGCCAGGGCCCUGCCCGCAGCGGCGGAGGCCGCAGGAGACAGGCCCCGGGCACAGUCAUCUCGGGAUGCUUAACGACACCCAGCGACGGUGAGCGGGACCCCAAACGGCUCAGGAAGGGGAGCCUGCGUUUAUGACAUUUAGCAAUAAGUGCACAUGU